CAGUGCAGGCUCCGGGCGCCGCGCAGAGGAGGCUGCCGCUCUGGCUCGCCGCCCCCCGCUGCCGCUCCGCACCAGGUCCCCGCAGCCGCGCCGCGGGCCAUGGACCUGCCCAGGGGCCUCCUGGUGGCCUGGGCCCUCAGCUUGUGGCCAGGAUUCACAGACACCUUCAACAUGGACACCAAGAAGCCCCGAGUCAUCCCCGGGUCCAGGGCCGCCUUCUUUGGCUACACGGUGCAGCAGCAUGACAUCAGUGGCAAGAAGUGGUUGGUUGUCGGCGCUCCACUGGAAACCAAUGGCCACCAGAAGACGGGAGACGUGUACAAAUGUCCGGUGACCCAAGGGAACUGCACCAAGCUCAACCUGGGAAGGGUCACCCUAUCCAACGUGUCUGAGAGAAAGGACAACAUGCGUCUCGGCCUGAGCCUGGCCACCAACCCCAAGGACAACAGCUUCCUGGCCUGCAGCCCCCUCUGGUCUCAUGAGUGUGGGAGUUCCUACUACACCACAGGAAUGUGUUCCCGAGUCAACUCCAACUUCAGGUUCUCCAAGACCGUGGCCCCAGCUCUUCAAAGGUGCCAGACCUACAUGGACAUCGUCAUUGUCCUGGAUGGCUCCAAUAGCAUCUACCCCUGGGUGGAGGUUCAGCACUUCCUCAUCAACAUCCUGAAGAAGUUCUACAUUGGCCCUGGGCAGAUCCAGGUUGGAGUUGUUCAGUACGGAGAAGAUGUGGUCCAUGAAUUUCACCUCAAUGACUACCGGUCUGUAAAAGAUGUGGUGGAAGCUGCCAGCCACAUCGAGCAGAGAGGAGGAACAGAGACCCGGACGGCAUUUGGCAUUGAAUUUGCUCGCUCAGAGGCUUUCCAGAAGGGCGGAAGGAAAGGGGCCAAGAAGGUGAUGAUUGUCAUUACGGAUGGGGAGUCCCACGACAGCCCGGACCUGGAGAAAGUGAUCCAGCAAAGUGAGAAGGACAACGUGACCAGAUAUGCUGUGGCCGUCCUGGGCUACUACAACCGCAGGGGGAUCAACCCAGAAGCUUUUCUAAAUGAAAUCAAGUACAUCGCCAGUGACCCGGAUGACAAGCACUUUUUCAAUGUCACGGACGAGGCAGCCCUGAAGGACAUUGUCGAUGCCCUGGGGGACAGGAUCUUCAGCUUGGAAGGCACGAAUAAGAACGAAACCUCCUUCGGGCUGGAGAUGUCUCAAACGGGCUUUUCCUCUCACGUGGUGGAGGACGGGAUUCUGCUGGGAGCCGUUGGCGCCUAUGACUGGAACGGAGCUGUGCUGAAGGAGACCAGCAGCGGGAAGGUCAUUCCUCUCCGCGAAUCCUAUUUGAAGGAGUUCCCAGAGGAGCUCAAGAACCAUGGCGCGUACCUGGGGUACACAGUCACGUCGGUCGUGUCCUCUGGGCAGGGGCGGGUGUAUGUGGCCGGAGCCCCCCGGUUCAACCACACAGGCAAAGCCAUCCUGUUCACCAUGCACAACAACCGGAGUCUCACCAUCCACCAGGCCCUGCAGGGCGAGCAGAUAGGCUCUUACUACGGGAGUGAGAUCACCUCGGUGGACAUCGACGGCGAUGGCGUGACUGAUGUCCUACUGGUGGGCGCGCCCAUGUACUUCAGCGAGGGUGGAGAGCGGGGCAGAGUGUACAUCUACAACCUGAGACAGAACCAGUUUGUUUAUGAUGGAACCCUGGAGGACUCGCACAAUUACCAGAAUGCCCGCUUCGGCUCCUCCAUCGCCUCGGUCCGGGACCUCAAUCAAGAUUCCUACAACGACGUGGUGGUGGGAGCCCCUCUGGAGGACAACCACGGAGGAGCCAUCUACAUCUUCCAUGGCUUCCAAGGCAGCCUCCUGAAGACCCCAAAGCAGAGAAUUGCCGCCACAGAGCUGGCGCCAGGCCUCCAGUAUUUUGGCUGCAGCAUCCAUGGGCAAUUGGACCUCAACGAAGAUGGGCUCGUGGACCUGGCAGUGGGCGCCCUUGGCAACGCCGUGAUUUUGUGGUCCCGCCCUGUGGUUCAAAUCAAUGCCAGCCUCCACUUCGAGCCAUCCAAGAUCAACAUCUUUCACAGGGAUUGCAAACGCAGCGGCAGAGACGCCACCUGCCUGGCCGCCUUCCUCUGCUUCACACCCGUCUUCCUGGCACCCCAUAUCCAAACAGCAACUGUCGGCAUCAGGUAUAACGCCACCAUGGAUGAGAGGCGGUACACACCCAGAGCCCACCUGGAUGAGGGCGGGGACCGAUACACCAACAGGGCUGCCCUGCUCUCCUCUGGCCAGGAGCAUUGUGACCGGAUCAACUUCCAUGUGCUGGACACGGCUGACUACGUGAAACCAGUGACCUUCUCAGUCGAGUAUUCCCUGGUGGACCCCGACUACGGCCCCAUGCUGGACGACGGCUGGCCCACGACCCUCAGAGUCUCGGUGCCCUUCUGGAAUGGCUGCAAUGAGGAUGAGCACUGUGUCCCUGACCUCCUGCUGGAUGCCCGCAGUGACCUGCCCACAGCCAUGGAGUACUGCCAGAGGGUGCUGCGGAAGCCCGCCCAGGACUGCUCUGCUUACACGCUGUCCUUUGACACCACGGUUUUCAUCAUAGAGAGCACGAGGCGGCGCGUGGCCGUGGAGGCCCUGCUGGAGAACAAGGGCGAGAACGCCUACAGCACAGUCCUCAAUAUUUCACAGUCGGCAAACCUGCAGUUUGCUAGCUUGAUCCAGAAGGAUGACUCGGACGGCAGCAUCGAAUGUGUGAACGAGGAGAGGAAGCUCCACAGGAAAGUCUGCAACGUCAGCUACCCCUUCUUCCGGGCCAAGGCCAAGGUGGCUUUCCGCCUCGAUUUUGAGUUCAGCAAAUCCGUCUUCCUGCACCACCUGGAGAUCCAGCUCACAGCCGGCAGUGACAGCGAUGAGAAGGAGAGCACUAAGGAAGACAACACAGCCCUCCUGCACUUCCACCUCAAGUAUGAGGCCGAUGUCCUCUUUACCAGGAGCAGCAGCCUGAGCCACUACGAGGUCAAGCCCAACAGCUCGCUGGAGAGAUACCAGGGCAUCGGGCCUCCCUUCAACUGCAUUUUCAAGAUCCAAAACCUGGGCUUGUUCCCCAUCCACGGAGUGAUGAUGAAGAUCACCGUUCCCAUCGCCACCAGGGGUGGCAACCGGCUGCUGCUGUUGAGAGACUUCUUCACUGAUCAGGCCAACACAUCCUGUAACGUCUGGGGGAACAGCACUGAGUACCGGCGCACCCCGACAGAGGAAGACUUGAGUCGUGCCCCACAGCUGAAUCACAGCAACUCUGAUGUCGUCUCCAUCAACUGUAACGUGAGGCUGGCCCCCAACCAGGAAAUCAAUUUCCAUCUGCUGGGGAACCUAUGGUUGAGGUCCCUAAAAGCACUCAAGUACAAGUUGAUGAGAAUCACGGUCCUCGCAGCCUUGCAGAGGCAGUUCCACAGCCCUUUCAUCUUCCGAGAGGAGGAUCCCAGCCGCCAGAUCACGUUUGAGAUCUCCAAGCAAGAAGACUCCCAGAUCCCCAUCUGGAUCAUCGUGGGCAGCACCCUGGGGGGCCUCCUGCUGCUGGCCCUGCUGGUCCUGGCGCUGUGGAAGGCCCCUAGUUCCUGUAGGACCCCAUGGGACAACAGAUCUGCAUUCUGCGCUGUCCUCCCUCCCUCAAGCUGCCUGCCCAUGGCUCCAGAGACACCCCACCCCUUCCCCAGGCUGGAGGUAGGUCCCCGGAGGCCCCCUGAGUGAGAAGCUUGGCGAUGACAGCUGCUGGCCCCGGAUGAAGACAGACUCUGGGAUGCAGAGAAUGUGACAGACGGGCCGCUGGGGCUUAGGAGACAGGGUGCCCACCGAGAUGGGGAGGUGGGUGGGCCCUCCCCCUCCCCUCCCCCCGACCCCCACCCCCACCACGCUUUCACACUGACCUCCACCCCCUCCCCCUCCCACAGUGCUCACAGCCACUGCCGGCCUGUGACUCCCACUCCUCCACUGCUUUUGUUCAGGGUGCCCUGCUGAAGCGUGCAGACGGCACAAUCCCCAGGGCUUCAUGCUUCCCUACACAAUGGCCUGGCCCAGAGGCAAGGGUAGGGGUGGGGAGCCUCCCCUCUCUGCUUCGCCUCCUCCCUCCACACACGCACCCCCCCUCCCAUCCCCCCCUUCCGCCCAUCAUCACCCGUGCCGAGAGAAGGGCUGGAUCGGCGCUGAGAGCUCCUCUCUGGAAAGCACAGAUAAAGCUGGUGCAGGGACCUCUGGAGCCUGUGCAACCUCGGUGGCAAAUGUCCGAUCUGCCAGCCCAUGGGACGAAUGGUAUCACCAAUGAUGGCACCCCGAGGACAAGAGGCACACCUGGUGCCCAGCCAAGUAAUUUAUGCCUUAACUUUGUUUUGAGGUAGCAGUGAAAGGGGGAUACAUCAAAGGCAUCUGUCCCCUGUCACACAGUACGACCUUUACUGUCGUAAAUAUUUUUAAGAAAUUAUAAAAAAAAAAAAAUACAGUGUUUAAAAACAACCAAGAGGCU
Messenger RNA from Phacochoerus africanus (Common warthog), 4507 nucleotides. RefSeq names its product integrin subunit alpha 11 (gene ITGA11). Gene Ontology annotation, biological process: cell adhesion mediated by integrin; integrin-mediated signaling pathway; cell-matrix adhesion. Gene Ontology annotation, cellular component: external side of plasma membrane; integrin complex. Lineage: Eukaryota; Metazoa; Chordata; Mammalia; Artiodactyla; Suidae. The transcript has 30 exons. The coding region runs from base 100 to 3738 and encodes 1212 amino acids. The record is from RefSeq and is a predicted model, not a curated record. Gene Ontology annotation, molecular function: integrin binding.